Messenger RNA from Rhea pennata, 1550 nucleotides. Its product is annotated as surfeit locus protein 1. NCBI's taxonomy places the organism in Eukaryota, Metazoa, Chordata, Aves, Rheiformes, Rheidae. Gene Ontology annotation, cellular component: mitochondrion; membrane. The record is from RefSeq and is a predicted model, not a curated record. The transcript is spliced from 9 exons. Gene Ontology annotation, biological process: mitochondrial respiratory chain complex IV assembly. The coding region runs from base 112 to 957 and encodes 281 amino acids.
GGAAAGCAACCGGUGGCAUAGAGAGAAGCGGAUAGAGAGGAGCCUGCGCGGCGCUACCGGCGGGCGGUCUAGGCCGGAGGCGGGCGGUGGCGGCGAGGGGCCGGCGUUGCCAUGGCGACCUGGCGGCUGCUGCGGGAGCUCCGGGCCCAGGUGUCCUGCCGCUGGGUCGGGAGAGCGUGUCUCGGCUGCCCGCUUCCCAGAGCGCCUGCUGGUCUGCCUCAGCGCGCCGGAGACAUUUGCUCGAGGCCCUGCAGACCACGAAGCUCAUCGGCAGCUGCUGAGGCAUCUGAAGAGGGUGUCUUACUCAAGUGGGGCCUUCUCCUGGUCCCUCUGACCACCUUCUGCCUUGGCACAUGGCAGGUUCAGCGACGGAAGUGGAAAUUGGACUUGAUUGCACAGCUGGCAUCAAGAAUUGCUGCAGAGCCCAUCCCUCUGACAUUAGACCCUAUGGAAUUGAAAGAAUUAGAGUACAGGCCUGUAAAGGUCCGAGGGCGUUUUGACCACUCCAAGGAGCUCUAUAUUUUGCCACGGUCACUUGUGGAUCCUGAACGAGAAGCCAGGGAAGCUGGACGGCUGACGUCCAACCCGGAAAAUGGAGCAAAUGUCAUUACCCCUUUCUACUGCACAGACCUCGGGGUCACAAUUUUAGUUAACCGAGGAUUUGUGCCCAAAAAGAGAUUGAAACCAGAGACCAGGCUGAAGGGGCAGAUUGAAGAUGAAAUUGAUCUCACUGGGGUGGUGAGAUUGUCAGAAACACGGAAACCUUUUGUGCCUGAAAAUAACAUUGAAAAAAACCGUUGGCAUUAUCGUGAUCUGGAGGCUAUGGCAAAGGUGACUGGUGCUGAGCCCAUCUUUAUUGAUGCAGAUUUCAGAAGCACAGUCCCAGGAGGGCCCAUCGGAGGCCAGACAAGGGUGAGCCUGAGAAAUGAGCACAUGCAGUACAUCAUCACAUGGUGAAGAAAUUCAUACAUCAUUGCGAUAGCUUGUCCAAUUGCUUAGCUGGAUCAGAGAGCCAACUCUUCUAAUUAGCGAUCUAACGAAGUCUCACAUUUCUGCAUACACAAGCAGACAAGCCCACAUACAAAGUUACCUGCUCGGAGGACUGGUGGCCUCUUCGUUGGAGCAUCUCCCUUUCCUGCAGCUUUCUGCUCAGCACGAGCCAGCAGCCUCUGCUUCUUCUCUUGCUUAGUUUCAGGCCUGUACUUGUGUGCCAGCUUCAGAAGCUGAGUAGCUGAAAUGCAAUACACAAUUUAUUCCUAAGGUGCACGGCCCAAGAAUCUCAGCAUUACCCUUCAAAGAACUCAAGGGCACCAGCAAUCUUGGUGAUUGUCAUCAAAUGUAUUUAGAUAACAAAUAACUAGCAUCAUUUGCACAGUGCAAGAACAGAGCCAGCAGAGUGCUUCUAAAACCCAUGUUUACGUGCACCUUUGCUGGCAAUGAGAGCUCCUUCAUUGUUUGGAUGAAGAAACAUCUGCUGGCCCCCACAGCAAAUAUGGUUAAAGCUGGUUCACUUUCUCCUUUAAAAUAAAAAACUUAUUUGGCAACAUCUA